GAAAAAGCAGUCAAAUGAUUUGAAGCUGGCGAAGCUAGUCAGCUGGUGGUGCGCGGGACGGAGUAAAUAUUAAUGGAGUGAGGAACAAAAAACGUUACGGGUGGUUUAUUUAUGCAUUAUUAAAUAACAAUUCCCCCUCCCAGUUUGGAGCUUUCACUGCCGCACAGUUUUUGUCUGCAGGGCAUGUUGUUAAAGAAAGAUUACUAUUACCAGGAUACAUUUGUAUUUACCUGGUUUUAGCUUUCCUCUUGGUGAGAUGGCAUGGUGUACCGAAUAUUUAAAAGUGAAUGUCUGAAAAAGAAGUGACUCUACUUGCGGGUUGAAGACCUUGGUGUGACCUACUAUGAAUGGAUAUGUUUCUUCAAACUACUCUGUAGAAGCAUUUGGCAUUUGCUCUUCUCAAAUGAAUGGUCAUGAUUCUAAGUCACCAGCACAUGCGGAAAAAGAUGGCAGAUCUUCAAAGACUAAUGCAGUGCUUCUGUAUGAGCAGAGGAAAAAUUAUGCAAGAAACAGCAUUUCAAGUCUGUCCGAGACCUCACAAUAUCAUGUUGAACACUUAACCACCUUUGUCAUGGACCGUAAAGAAGCAGUUAUAUCUGUUGAUGAUGGCAUAAGAAAGCUUAAACUAUUGGAUAUUAAAGGGAAGGUUUGGACGCAGGAUAUGCUUCUUCAAGUAGAUGAAAAAAGUGUCAGCUUAGUAGAUGUUGAAUCAAAGAAUCAACUGGAAAAUUUCCCCCUUAAUACUAUUCAGCAUUGCCAGUCAGUGAUGAAUGCCUGCAGUUAUGAUUCUAUAUUGGCCUUGGUGUGCAAAGAACCAGGACAAGGAAAGCCAGAUCUUCAUCUCUUCCAGUGUGAGGAAAUUAAGGCGAAUUUAAUUCAUGCUGAUAUUGAAAGUGCUAUUAAUGACUACAAAAGUGGAAAACAGAAAAAGAGACCUGACACCUUAAGGAUGAUUUUGAAAACGGACUCUGCUAUCCCUCCACCCCCUUCAUCUCCAGCACCAGUUCCACCUGCUACAAUCACCCAAGUAGAUGUAAAGAGUCGAGUGGCAGCUUGGUCAGCAUGGGCCUCUUCUGAUCACUAUGAAGGUGAUAAGCAAAAAUAUGCUUCUGAGCAUGAUGAGACACCUGAGAUUAUGAUAGCCAGGGUUGACCGAGAUGUGCAAAUCUUAAACCACAUAUUGGAUGACAUUGAAUUUUUCGUCAUUAAACUUCAAAAGGCUGCUGAAGCUUUUGCUGAAUUGUCACAACGAAAAAAAUUUAAGAAGAGUAAAAAAAAGUCUCCUGGAGAGGGUGUACUUACUCUACGGGCCAAACCACCAUCGCAGGAUGAGUACAUUGACUGUUUGCAAAAAUUCAAGCAUGCAUUCAACCUUCUGGGCAAGCUAAGAUCACACAUCCAGAAUCCAAGUGCAUUUGAUUUGGUCCAUUUUCUUUUUACACCACUAAACAUGGUAAUACAAGCGACAGGUGGUGUCGAUCUGGCCAGUAGUAUUCUUAGCCCUUUACUUACAAAAGAUGCAGUUGAGUUUUUACAUGCCUCAGUUACUCCAGAAGAGCAUCAGAUAUGGAAGUCACUUGGCAAUGCUUGGACCAAAGUGAGGAGUGAGUGGCCAAAGGAACAGUAUAUACCACCGUAUAUCCCAAGAUUUCGAGAUGGCUGGGAACCUCCUCUGUUGAAUUUUAUGGGAACAUCCCGAGAACAAGAUCUGAAUCAACUGGCUGAGUCAGUCGCUAAUGUGGUUGAGAAUCAACUUAAAGACGAGCAUUGUAGGCUGAGUCAUGAGCCUUCAAGUGCCCAAGAUAAUUCUCUAAAUGAUGGAAGUUAUGAGUCCCAUGGAAGAGGUCAACCAAAAAGUUAUGCCAAAUCGAAAUAUGACUUUGUUGCUCGCAAUUCUUCUGAACUUUCUGUUGUAAAAGAUGAAAUUCUAGAGGUAAUUGAUGACAGGAAACAAUGGUGGAAGGUUACAAAUGCUAGUGGUCUUUCAGGAUAUGUGCCAAAUAACAUCUUGGAAAUUACCAGAGCUCAGGAACUGGGUCUUGGACGCUCAGACCCAAUGUACAGCCAUACAAUUCAGCUGCUGAUGCCAAAGAAGGAAUUUGAACUAUUCAAGAAGCAGAAAAUGGAGUAUGUACCUAAUCAAGUAAACCCAAUCCCCCGUGCUCCUUCUCCACCUCCUGCUCCUGCCCAGAUUCCAUCUCAUCCAAUAACUCCUGGUUCAUUCAGCAAUCGGUCCAUUUCAUCCACCAGUGUCACCCGACAGAACAGCAGUAACUCGAGUGACAGUGGAAGUGUGGUCAUGAGAGACGGCCAGCGAGAAAAAGACAAAGUGAUUAAUCGAAGAAAAUCACAUAUGGAAGAAGUACAAGAUGAACUUAUGCACAGAUUGACAAUCGGCCGUAGUGCUGCUCAGAAAAAGUUUCAAGUACCCCGCAGCACCAGCCAUUCUACUGUAAAUAUAUCGUAUGAUUCAUCACCUGAUGAGGUGAAAAUGUGGCUGCAGUCUAAAGGAUUCAGCCCUAUGACAAUCAACAGCCUUGGUGUGCUCACAGGUGCUCAACUAUUUUCUCUGAACAAGGAUGAACUAAAAACAGUGUGUCCGGAUGAUGGCGCUCGUGUCUACAGCCAAGUGAUGGUCCAAAAGGCUACACUGGAGAGAAGUGGUGGCAACUCUGAACUUCAGGAGAUCAUGAGAAGACAGCAGGAGAAACUCAAUUCAGUAGCUUGUGACUCAGGUGUGGAGUCGUUUGAUGAAGCAAGUGGUCACUAAAAUGUCUCCCAAAAGCUUCUCUUUCUUGUGUGCUGCAUGGUAGAACAAACCAGGGGUACAUCAAAUUUCACUAGAUGCAAACUCGACUCAUACAUGGAUGCUUUAAAAUUCUAUAUACUGUAUGUUGAGAUUUAGAUUAGUGCAAUGGUCAAUGAAAUCAGUGCGCUUAGGUGGUCAGCCCAAUGAUUAUGGACUUAAGAGCUUUUUCUUUGAAGCAAAUAUAUCUCAUGGUACCAAAUAACCAGCCAUGAAUCUCUUUAAUGUGUAGCUAUAUUUUUCUUGAGUGUUACUUGGCUGCUCCUAUUUUUCACAGCCUCCCUUUACAUUCUGUAUUUUAUGCAGUUCUGGAAAACACAGUCUUUCUGAAUUAGAUUGUUAUAAAUAGUUCCUUAGUUUUCUUAGAUUUUUUUUAAACGAUGAUUGAUAAAGAUGAAAUGUUUAAUUAACAAAAAUAUUGUUUUCAGUUUAGUUUUCUUGAGUAUUUAUUCUGAACAAACUGCUGAAAUAAUAAUAAUAAUAAAUGAAGCAAAUAUCAA
Molecule: messenger RNA, 3306 nt
Organism: Polypterus senegalus (gray bichir)
Lineage: Eukaryota; Metazoa; Chordata; Cladistia; Polypteriformes; Polypteridae
Gene: eps8a
Product: epidermal growth factor receptor pathway substrate 8a
Exons: 22
Coding region: 344-2770 (808 amino acids)
Biological process (GO): positive regulation of ruffle assembly; Rho protein signal transduction; regulation of Rho protein signal transduction
Cellular component (GO): ruffle membrane; plasma membrane; vesicle
Molecular function (GO): actin binding
Source: RefSeq, a predicted model, not a curated record